GACACAAAACUCGUCCUAUUCCGGGGUUCGCUUCAAUCACUUUCCCUUACUCUUAUCUGGUCCGCAACCUCUCAGCCGCUCCUCUAGGGUUUCCUCCCCUCCGACAAUGCCGCCUCCGAGCAAGUCCAUCCGGCCCUCCCACCACGGGGCCGCCAAGGAAUCGGGCGGUGAUCACGAGACGCCGCCCUCGAACAACCUCUGGAUCGGCAACCUGUCCGCCGACGUCACCGACACGGAUCUGAUGGACGUGUUCGGCAAGUACGGCGCGCUCGACGCCACCUCGUACGCCUCCCGCAGCUUCGCCUUCGUCUUCUUCAAGCGCCCCGACGACGCCGCCGCCGCCAAGGACGCGCUGCAGGGGACCUCCGUGAAGGGGAACCCCAUUAAGAUCGAGUUCGCUCGGCCGGCAAAACCUUGCAAGCAAUUAUGGGUUGGAGGGAUCAACCCAGCUGUUUCAAAGGAAGAGCUGGAAGAGGAAUUUCUCAAGUACGGAAAAGUUGACGAUUUCAAGUUAUUUGGAGACCGCAAUACCGCAUUACUGGAGUAUGUCCGAGUGGAAGAUGCUAUUCAAGCUAUGAGAAACAUGAAUGGAAAGCAAUUAGGUGGUGAUCAAAUACGUGUAGAUUUCCUGCGAUCUCAGCCCUCAAGAAGAGAACAUUGGGCUGACACUCAUGACUCUAGGGAGUUUAUUGGUAGGGGUGUGCCUACUGACGUUCAUGCAGGUUCUAAAAGGCAACAGCUUUCUCAUUCUUCAGGGUCUAGAAGAGGAGAUGGGCAACCCAGUAAAGUUUUGUGGAUAGGUUACCCUCCUUCUGUCCAAAUUGAUGAACAAAUGCUGCAUAAUGCAAUGAUAUUAUUUGGAGAGAUUGAGAGAAUCAAAAGUUUUCCUUCAAGGCAUUAUUCAUUUGUGGAGUUUAGAAGUGUGGAUGAAGCCCGUCGCGCGAAGGAAGGAUUACAGGGCCGUCUGUUUAAUGAUCCUAGAAUAACCAUUAUGUUCUCCAGUAGUGACCUGGCUCCUGGUAGAGACUAUCCCGCGUUUCAUCCAGGAGUUAGAGGGCCAAGGACAGAAAUGGAACAUCCAUUCCGGACCUCCCAAAUGGAUAUGUUCAGUCACAAUCAUAUGGGGGGUACAGGUUCACUUCCACAUGGUGUUGGUCAAAAUAUUGCGGUAAGGCCUUUUGGUGCUUCAGAAUUUGAUGAUGUUGACCUGCCUUAUGGUAUGCAAGAUGGUAAUGCAAAAAAUCUGAUGGGCCCAAGCUGGAGAAGGUCGUCUCCUCCCUCUUCUGGUUUGCUGCCUUCUCCUGCUCCAGGUGUUAGGACUCCUGUGAGGGCCACUGGCUCAUGGGAUGUUUAUGAUGCUAGUCAUUUCCCUAGGGACUCCAAGCGGUCAAGGAUUGAAUCUUCUUUACCUGCCGAUGAAGCAUCUUUUCCUUUGAGGAAGAUAGAUGAUCGUGGCUUGAGGAUGGACCAUGGACCUGGUUCAGCAAUUGAUGUAGGUAUUCCUGGCCCUUUUGCCAAUUCCCAUGGAAAUGGUCGUCUGAGUCCAAUGGGUUCAAGGUUUGCAUCUGGAGCUGGUCAGGGCCCUGAUGAUGAAUACAUCUGGCGGGGCCUUAUUGCCAAGGGCGGAACACCUGUCUGUCAUGCUCGAUGCGUGCCUGUUGGUGAGGGGCUUGCUGCAGAGCUUCCUGAAGUCGUCAACUGCUCGGCUAGAACAAGUUUGGAUUUGCUAGCCACACACUAUAAGGAAGCUCUUGGUUUCGACAUUGUUUUCUUCUUGCCAGACAGCGAAGAAGAAUUUGGUUCCUACACUGAAUUCCUCCGGUAUUUGGGCUCCAAAGAUCGUGCUGGUGUUGCCAAACUUGAUGAUGGUACCACCCUAUUUCUUGUCCCUCCAUCAGAAUUUUUAAGGAAGGUAUUAAGGGUAACAGGUCCAGAGCGACUGUAUGGAGUGGUCCUCAAGUUUGCUCAGGCAUCUGUGCAGCAUCAAGCACACGAGUCGGUGCCUCUUUCCCAAUUUGCUGAUGCACAGAGGAUGCCUGCUUUCCAACCUGAGUAUGGAUAUCCAUCCCCUAAGCAGGAACAAGUUUUUCGAAAUACACCAGAGGACGCAAAAUUUCCACAGCAACUACUGUAUCCACACAUGGGCGAGUCCUCUGCAAUGCGUUCAGUUUCUCAUGAACAGGCACAUAGCAAUGCUGCUGCAGCAUCCCAAGCUGGAGUUGCGUUAACACCCGAGCUUAUUGCAACUCUAGCUUCAUUAAUUCCUGCAAGUACACGGACGUCAUCUGCAGAAAGUUCUCAGCAAAACUUGAGGCCAAUGGUUCCCCCUGUUGUACCUAACAAUGAACCUUCAUUGCAAGCAUGGAAGCAAGAACAUCAAGCAUCCGAUAGUGGUGGGUAUUCAGUGCAACAACCUGGGAGUCAGUUGAAUCCUCUGAUGUCAUCAGUCUCCCAAUUUCAGCCUUAUACAUCUGUCCCAAGCACAGGUAGCCAGUCCAUGCAAGUGCCCGCCAUCCUUCCUUCCACCCAAAUGCAAGAAUCUGUGCUCAACGCUUCACAAUAUGCGGCAGUUUCUAGAUCAUUUACUAAUAUCCCUUCCCAAGGUGGACAGUUUGCAGCUUCCAUCCAGCAAUAUCCAGUUGAAGUUCCUCCCACUUCUUCUGGGUUAUACAGUUCACCACUUUUACACCAGCAAAGUUCUUCUGGCGUGGCAAGCCAGGCUCAAGUUCCUCCUUUUUCUCAGCUACAAACUGUCGUUCCCACAACAUAUACCGAUGUCUCCAAUCAACCACAGCAGAUUCAGUCUUCUGCUUCUGGGGCUGCUCAGGGCGUACAAGAUGAGGUUGAUAAGAACCAGCGGUAUCAGUCAACAUUGCAAUUUGCUGCAAACCUCCUGCAGCAGAUACAGCAGCAGCAGCAGCAGCAGCAACAGCAACAGCAGCAGCAGCAGCAGCCAACGACGAGCGCCCAUCAUGGGCAAGGGUAUGGUGCUGGCCAUUAGAAUUGAGUCACAGUUGCAGGUGCAUCUGUAGUGGGAUCUUGAACUAAAUUUGGAAAAGGGUCGAUGUCCCAUCAUCGCUGGUUCUAACGCGACUCAACUAGCAGUAGCAGAGGCGUCGAGUCUUCUUCUUCUUCUUCAAUGAACUCUCUCUCUCUCUCUCUCUCUCUCUCUCUCUCUCUCUCUCUCUCUCUCUCUCUUGUUUCAUAGGCCUUUUAUGUUCGAGUUAGUUUGGGUUACAUCUAGUGUUAUUGUAAAUGGACAUGGAAUUGUAGUCUCGAUUUCAAUCCCGAAAGUUGUACUCAAAAGGUGCUUUGCUUUGGCCUAACGUUCCUUUGUUUAAUUUGUAAAUACACCGGUAUUAUCAAAUGACUCGCCCGUUGUCGCGAUUC
Messenger RNA from Rhodamnia argentea, 3390 nucleotides. Its product is annotated as flowering time control protein FPA. The coding region runs from base 107 to 3001 and encodes 964 amino acids. The record is from RefSeq and is a predicted model, not a curated record. Lineage: Eukaryota; Viridiplantae; Streptophyta; Magnoliopsida; Myrtales; Myrtaceae. The transcript has 6 exons. Gene Ontology annotation, molecular function: RNA binding.